Dreissena polymorpha is the source of this 2453-nucleotide messenger RNA. Its product is annotated as sodium/glucose cotransporter 5-like. The record is from RefSeq and is a predicted model, not a curated record. Gene Ontology annotation, molecular function: D-glucose:sodium symporter activity. Gene Ontology annotation, cellular component: plasma membrane. The coding region runs from base 378 to 2360 and encodes 660 amino acids. Gene Ontology annotation, biological process: transmembrane transport. NCBI's taxonomy places the organism in Eukaryota, Metazoa, Mollusca, Bivalvia, Myida, Dreissenidae. The transcript is spliced from 14 exons.
UGGAUGAUAAGAUUGGUUCUACGAUUUGAUUCCAGUUUGAAAAUCCCAGUCAAAUGUAGGACUCGCGUCAUAAAUGGAAACCAUCUACUAGACUAUGUUUUUAAUAUACAAAAACAACAGCUAAAUAAUUGUGGUACAUUGAACGACGCCGAUAUUCCGCUAAAUAGUCGCACUGUAACAGAGUUACCGACUCAGUGACCCAAUUUAUUGUGGUUCAUUGAACGGCGCCAAUAUUUCCACAGAGCCGCUUAUGCCUAGAGCUGCCGGCUCAGUGCCUCUAUCUAUUGAUCGCAAGGAGGACGCCGUAUUCUGGUAGGACAUACAGCUCUGGUGACCGAUAUACGAGUCCCUACAGCUCUGGUGACCUCGUUGCAAGCAUGACCGAGGCUCUGGCAUGGGCGGACUACCUCACGGUGGCACUUUACUUCGCCCUGGUGCUCGUCGUCGGGCUCUGCUCUACGUGCAACAAAAAUCGAGGGACGACGCAUGGAUACUUCUUGGCUGGACAGAGCAUGACGUGGUUUCCGGUGGGUGCCUCAAUCUACUCGAGUAACGUGGGGUCGGCCAUGUUUGUUGGGCUGGCGGGCACUGCGGCCAUCAGCGGCAUAGCGGUCACAAUCUACGAAUGGCAUGCCGUCUACAUCCUGAUUUCCCUGGGCUGGAUAUUUGUCCCCGUCUACAUGGCAAGUGGGGCAUACACCAUCCCCGAGUAUCUGCGGUUGCGGUUUGGAGGACGGCGUAUACAGAUGCUCACCUCGGGAAUGCUGCUUCUCCAGUACAUCUUCCGGAACAUCAGCGGCGAGAUCUACUGCGUGGCGGUGUUCAUGCAGCUGAUCCUGGGCUGGAGCGUCUACCUCAGCGUCGGCGUUAUGCUGGCUAUCGUCGCCGUCUACACCGUCGUCGGUGGCUUACGGGCGGUCAUUUUCACGGACACGCUGCAAACGGUGGUCAUGAUUGCUGGCGCUGUCACUGUUGCAGUCAUGGCGACGUCACGAGUGGGCGACUGGGCGACACUCAAGGCUCUCUACAUGUCGUCUGCCGCAAACAACACGCUGCAUGACCCGGUGCUAUACGCAUGCGCACUACCGCGCAAUGACUCCUUUCACAUCUUCCGAGACCCGGUAUCAGGCGACAUUCCGUGGACUGGUUCUACCCUGGGGCUCACUGUGUUGGCGCUGUUCGUCUGGUGCCAGGACCAGCUCAUCGUACAGCGCUGUCUGUCUGCCCGGGACCUGACACACGCCAAGGGCGGCACCCUGCUAGCCGCGGCUCUCAAGUUCCUCAGUCUCCCCAUGUUCGUACUGCCAGGUUUAGUCAGCAGGGUUCUCUUCCCAGACGAGGUGGCGUGUGGACGGCCGGAAGACUGUCUGCGUGUCUGUGGGAUGGAGUCGGGCUGCUCUAGCAUUGCCUAUCCACUACUCGUGCUUCGGGUGCUGCCUUUAGGUGUCCGAGGUCUUAUGUUGGCGGCAUUGAUGGCUGGAAUGAUGAGCACCCUCACAUCCAUUUUCAAUAGCGCCAGCUCCAUCGUCACGAUGGACAUAUGGUUGCACUUCCGGAAAAGUGCCACUCAGCGAGAACUCAUGGUGGUGGGUCGCAUUGCGGUCAUGGCGAUGGUGGCGGUCAGUAUACUGUGGCUUCCGGUACUGCAGGCGCAGGAGGGCGGCGUGUUGUGGUUCUACCUGGCGGCGGUGGUCGCAUAUCUUGCGGUGCCCUGGUGUGUGGCAUUCGUGCUCGGCAUUUUCUGGCGGCGUUUGACAGAACCGGCAGCGUUUUACGGUAUGGUUAUCGGUUUGCUGGUCGGCCUGACACGGAUGGGUCUGGACUUCGUGGCUCCCCCGCCUGUGUGUGGCAGCGGGGAACCAGACAGGCGACUCAGCGUGACCGCAAGGGUGGACUUCUUGCAUUUUACCGUCAUCAACACCAUCAUCUGCACCGGCGCCAUGGUCAUCAUCAGCUGCCUCACCAAACCGAGAUCCGCUGAUCAAUUAAAACGAGUCACGUGGUGGACACGUCACGACAAGGAAGAAGCAUGUCAGGGUCAUGGCGAUGACGUCACAGGGAUAGACAGUCAGGCUGGAGACACCCAUGCAGGCCCGAGUGGGGAGGGUCUCGAGCGGACCGCGCCUGUCAUAAUUGUGGACGACAGCCAUCCUUGUGACGCCACGAGCUGCAGACGUUGGUUGUGCGCAUGGGCUUGUGGCAUAGCAGCAGACGACAGGACCGUCUCCAGCGAGCAAAGGGCGCAUAUCCACGCGCAGACGACUUCAAUAGAAGAAAAGGCGUCCAUAAAAACGUUGAUGAAUAUAAUUGCAAUUAUACUUAUGCUUGCGAUCACUUUCCUUUUAGGGUAUUUUGCUUGAAAAGAUGCCUUGUUUGUAAAAUCAUACACAUUUUGCUCAUGCAAUUGCAAUGAACUUUUCUGUAAAUAAAAUAAAAUAUUUUCGGAAAACGUA